Molecule: messenger RNA, 1653 nt
Organism: Epinephelus moara (kelp grouper)
Lineage: Eukaryota; Metazoa; Chordata; Actinopteri; Perciformes; Serranidae
Exons: 3
Coding region: 694-1554 (286 amino acids)
Source: RefSeq, a predicted model, not a curated record
CAAAUUGAUAUUCUUUUUCAUUAUUAUUUAUAGUAUGUGUCAUUCCAUACAUACACAUGAUGGAACAGUGUUUAAUAGCCUUUAUUUAAAAAGCCUUCAUUUUAAAGGGUGCUCGCAAUCUUAAUCCCAUCCCCUACCAUGCCGAAUAUAUGGGCCAUAAACUACAUAUGGAUCAAAAUGAAAAGAUUGGCAUGUUUGGUGCCACCCACGUGGUUGCUGUUGAUGGCUUCAGCAGCAGAAUCGUUGCACAUGCCACCAUGCCCAUCAAAAAUAAUUUGAUUAUUUAUGAGGAGGUGUACAGGUGAGCACUAUACAAUGCAAAGCAAAAGUGACAUUGUUUGUCUUAGGAGCCCAUAAAGAUGAUUAACAGCUAUCACUCACCCUAUUUCUGCUUUCUAGAACAUUUAAACCCUCCUUGUGUCUACUACAUCGUCAUGUUUCAGUGUCUCAGAGCAUCCCACCUCCUCCCCUUUCUCCUCCAUGUCACUAGUAGCUCUGAACUCACAUUAACCCUUAUCCAAAGGGGGUGUCUGUGGACACGACAAUAUCUUUCUACUUCGCAAUCUUUAGGCAUCCCUUUAUAUUAGGCAUCAGCCAGCUACAAGCCAAACAUGUUUGUCGUUGGUUUGUUUUUGUUAGGAUCCCCAUUAGUCGCAGCAUUGCUGCAACUAUUAUCAGUGCUCUAUAUCAAACAUGCUUAUUAUCAGCCCCCCCACAUCAAGUACUGAACUAGUGAAUUUGUCAUUGUGUUUUACAAGUCUCAUCAUGACACUAAAUGUCAGUUCAGUAUGUCUGUUGCAUGCAUUUUAUACCAUUGAGUGUAAUGUAUUUAACUUUAACUGUAUGCCUGUUGCACCAACUGGACAUUUAUUAACAUACCGAUACACAUGUUCCAGAUGUGCAGUUGUCAGCAAUGGGAUGUGGGACCAGGUUAGAGUUGACCAUGGGAAAGAGUUUUACCUGUGCCUGUACAUGCAGGAAAUCCUGUCUAGGCACAGGUAUAACCUCACCCGGCAACCCUACCUUCAGACUACAUCUUUAAGGAACCUAAGAGUGGAGAGGAUUUGGCCCGAAAUCAAUAGUCGGGUCAAUUAUCCUUUGAAGGAAGCCCUGGUGCACCUGGUUGACCAAGAGGCCAUUGACAUGCAAGACAACCUCGUGAAAUUCUGUGUGUCAAACCUGAUGUGUCAGGUCAGCCAGAUUGGAAUGAACAGGGUUGUGCAGUCCUGGAAUGCACAUAGGAUCCCAGGCCGAGGAAUACCCAAUGACCUUGCUGCAGGAGGAUGCCCAGCCAAAGUGUCUGAGGACCUGCUAGCCUGUGCUUCAGUUGCGGCAGAUGGAUACGAUCAGGUGCUGGGAUCCUCGUUAAGCAGGGAUGCAGCCUUUGGAGUGGAUCCAUUUCACAGUGAAGAAGACAGGAGCCAGGCUGAAGACGAGUUUGCAGUGGCAUUUCCUGACAUGUCAGUCAUUUUUGACAGUGUGGUUAACAACAACCACAAUGUUUUCUGUGAGGCCCUUUUCUGCCUGUUAACUCUGGCAGAGAGGUAUGUGUGAAAUGAUGUUAUGAAUUGUGUGACUGACUGUAUGUGCUGAAUGUGUGUUAUAAAGCUUAUAUUACCACCAAAAUUGAGUACACAUUGUUUCUUAAGAUCU